Messenger RNA from Melopsittacus undulatus (budgerigar), 3621 nucleotides. It is a transcript of the gene MICU3, whose product is annotated as mitochondrial calcium uptake family member 3. The transcript has 14 exons. Lineage: Eukaryota; Metazoa; Chordata; Aves; Psittaciformes; Psittaculidae. Bases 210 to 1358 code for a protein of 382 amino acids. The record is from RefSeq and is a predicted model, not a curated record. Gene Ontology annotation, cellular component: uniplex complex. Gene Ontology annotation, molecular function: calcium ion binding. Gene Ontology annotation, biological process: mitochondrial calcium ion homeostasis; calcium import into the mitochondrion.
UAUCCGACCGGCACCGGGAGCCCUCCCGGGAGCCGGCAGCCGCCGGGCCGGGCGGGUCCAGGGCGCUACUCUCCAUCCCCGUGGCGGCCGCUGCCAAGGAGACGGUUACAGAAAACAGAUCAGACCUUGAAGAUCUGGAGCUUUAUGCAACUCCUCGGGAGCAACGGUUUCGCAGGUUUGCCAGUUUAGAGUUUGAAGGACAGCUAUAUAUGACUCCAUAUGACUUCAUUCAGGCUGUCACAAGUGAUGAGCCCAAACGUACUAAAAAGUGGCGAUCCCUUUCAAAGCAGGAGCUGAAUCAGAUCCUCAUGGAGACACCACCAGUUUGGAAAGGAUCAUCCAAACUUUUCCGUAACCUUAAUGAGAAAGGUGUGAUAUCUUACACAGAAUAUUUAUUCCUCUUAUGUAUUUUAACAAAGCCACAUGCAGGUUUUAGAAUUGCUUUCAACAUGUUUGAUACUGACGGCAAUGAGAUGGUGGACAAAAAGGAAUUCUUAGUGCUACAAGAAAUUUUCAGGAAAAAAAAUGAGAAAAGAGAAAGAAAAGGAGAUGAAGAAAAACGUGCAAUGCUGCGUCUUCAGCUGUAUGGAUAUCAUACUUCUACUAACAGUGUCCUUAAAACAGAAGGAGAGGACCUUGUUCCCAGAAGCUAUUGGGAUACUUUGAGACGUAGCACAAGCCAAGCACUCUUUUCGGACCUUGCGGAGCGUGCUGAUGAUAUUUCAAGUUCACUGUCAGAUACUACACUGCUUGUACACUUUUUCGGCAAGAAAGGAAAAGCUGAACUGAACUUUGAAGAUUUUUAUAGAUUUAUGGAUAACCUACAGACAGAAGUUCUAGAGAUAGAAUUCCUUUCCUACUCUAACGGGAUGAACACCAUUAGUGAGGAGGACUUUGCCCAUAUUCUUUUGAGGUAUACAAAUGUGGAAAAUACAUCAAGUUACCUGGAAAACAUGCGCUGCAGGAUUCCUGAAGAAAAGGGUAUCACAUUUGAUGAGUUUAGAUCAUUUUUCCAAUUCUUGAACAACCUAGAAGACUUUACAAUUGCGAUGCAAAUGUAUAAUUUUGCAAGUCGUUCCAUAGGUCAGGACGAAUUCAAACGUGCUGUGUAUGUAGCCACAGGUGUGAAGCUUUCACCACAUUUGGUGAACACUGUGUUCAAGAUUUUUGAUGUUGACAGAGAUGACCAGCUGAGUUACAAAGAAUUUAUUGGCAUUAUGAAAGACAGACUCAAUCGAGGGUUUAGGGAGACUCCAAAAUAUGGUUGGAAGGAAUAUUACUCUUGCGUGAUGACUGUAACCAGUGAACACCUCAGAGAUCUGUGGAAGCAGUUUCGGAGACGAGAUAUGCUGAGAUAAAGGAAGAAAGAAUGGUUAUCUGCACUGGCUAGAACUAUUUAUCUCUAUGAAUUCCUGAUGGAAGAACAAACUAACCCAGGUGAACUGUGAAUUUUACAGCUGCAGUAGAAAACACAGGACUUCUUUUCCACUUAGUCUAGUGAUCAUCAACUCUUACAACUGCUUUUCAGUAUGUAUUUUAUUUAAAUUAUGAACUAUCACGAUUGGCAGAAUUUUUUUCUUAAGAACGUUUUGAAUAUUUUUUAUUAUUUUGAGCUAAGUUUGCAAUUUAAAGGAAAAGAUAAGUAAGUUUUACACCUGGGUAGGCAAAUGUGGCAAUGAAGAGAAACUGCAGCAGCUUAGACUGUGAAUUUUCUUUCAGAAGAGCACUAUGAAAAGUUUGUGCAAAAUUGGCAAUGAGAAUGCAUUAAGUAGCAUAACAGCUAUGUACAAGUUGAAUGGACAAAUUAAACUCUUAGAAGCUAUUACUUUAAAAAGAGUAAAGCUGUUAUGGUUAUAAUGUGAAUGAUAGGUAUUUACCUAGGGAAGGUACUGUAUGGACUCUGAUGUUCAGAUUCUCCAAGUCUUACUAUUACAUUCAGUAACUUAUCCUUUUUAAAAAAUAGUAUAGAUUUUAAGAUGUCUUAUGAGCAGUAUGUAAAAAAAUCAGUGUUCAAAUUCAUGUUAAGUAAUACACACUUUGUAAUAUUUAUUACAAAUUUUAUUGCGAUACAUAUAAAUUCACAGAUAUAUUUCCAGUAGAGUAAAACUUCAUGUGUUUCUUGUGAAUAGUGCACUUUUUUAUGAAUUGGCACUGAGUAGAAAUUAUAGCCAUCUAAUUUGCUACUCUGGAAUGCAGUGUCUGGAAAAUAGAUAACUUGUGCAUGUGUCAAACAACAAAGUAAAACAAAACGUGAAUGCAUGCAACAGUACAGAGCAACACUAAGUAAUAUUUGAAUAUUAUACAUCAAAUAUUAGACCACAAAUUAGGCUUUACAAAGGUCAUGGAGAUUACACGCAGGCAGUAGCCACUAUGCCCUUUCAUGCCCUGUAGGUUUAGAUGUUACUGAAACAGUGGUAAGGACACUGUUAUAUUUGUUUUUCUUAUUCUCUAAAUUCUUUUUGCUGUCCAGCAGCAGCAUUUUUCCUUAUUCCCUUUCAAUAUUAUUGGUAUGUGGUAUCAAUUAAACCCACAAAAACAUGAACACCUAUUUCUUACAUCCUUCUUGGAAGGUUUGCUGGACGUUAAAUAAGUCUUUACCUAUUGAGGAACAAUCUGUGCCUUGAAAUAGUUCUAGCUGAAUACACACAGACUAAAACUAAUGUCAAGAAGUUGUUAUCAGAAAGGCAAAUAUAUAGUGGAGUCAGAUAAUUAAAAUACAAGAAAAAUAAUGGUUUUAAAUCUUUUAUUAUUCAAAAUGCAUGAAAGUAAACUUUGCAAAAUUCUGUUUAGUGCACAUGUUGCUCAAAUACCAUCUGAUUAUCAUGUGAGUAGAAUGGAUGUAUAGCACCUGUGUAAGUGUAGCUAAGUUUAGAAGUGCUUAAUUUAUAAUAAGAUUUACCUCUGCUAAAAAAAUUAAAACAAAAUGAGAAGGAAGGUGGGUUUUAAGAAAUACCACACUGGGCAUUUUAGAAAAUAAAAUGUGCUACAUGUGUCUUUCAUCUGAGCUGGGUCAGAAAGCAAUUGAAGGGUGCUACUUUAAUUAAUGUUUAAUGCUAGUUGCUUACAAAAUAUCCACCUUGGUGUCGUUAAACUACUGACAACAAGAAAAUCAAACUGGGAUGAAGUUUUUUGAAUUGUUACAACAGAACACAGAUAAGCUGCAAUCUCUGUGUGAUGAUUUAGGGAAUCAACUGUAUUCAAUGUAUCAUCUUGGUACGCAGAACUGUCUCACUACUUCUUGUCAGCAUAUGCAAAACCCAGAUUGCUACUUCAGUGAUGAAGGACAAAAAAAUGGAAGAAAAGUUAGGGAGUUCCUCUUCAUUCACUCUACUGCUCAAGCACACCAAUCCUCCCCUUGGAAGCAGCAGUGCCAUUAUCAUUUUGCUCCUCCACUGCCCUAAGCAAUAAUGCACUUUGCUUUUACGGCUGGCUUGAGACAAUUUUAUCAUUUUUAUAUGUAUUUCCUAACUAUGUUCACUUAAUAUAAAAUAGAAUGUGAAAGUGUCAGAUUAGUUUUUAAGAGUAUUUUUUCUCCUGUUUAAUAAUAAGUUAUUUAAUAUAAAUAUGAAUAUGUGCAUAUAAUAUUCUUGUUUAUUUCAAAAUAAAUGCACUUGAAAUUAA